Messenger RNA from Gopherus evgoodei (Goodes thornscrub tortoise), 3270 nucleotides. Its product is annotated as protein FAM149A-like. The record is from RefSeq and is a predicted model, not a curated record. Lineage: Eukaryota; Metazoa; Chordata; Testudines; Testudinidae. Gene Ontology annotation, molecular function: heme binding; monooxygenase activity; oxidoreductase activity, acting on paired donors, with incorporation or reduction of molecular oxygen.
CGGAGUCGGCAGCUCCCCGCGCCAGGCAGCGGCUCCCGCGGACAGAGAGCCCAGUGCCUGGGCAGCCCCCGGCGCCAAACCGCUGCUCUUCGUCACCCUGCCCGAUAUCGGCGAGGAGGGGGUGGCCGAGAGCGACCCCGAGGGCGGAGCCUGCGCCCCUAGCGCUGCCGACCUAGCAAAGGGGCUGUCCAAAGGAUCUACAGAUCAUUGUUUCCCAGGGAAGAGUGGAGAUCUUCCAGCAAUUUUUAUGAGAAAUGUGCAGGACGCCAUUGACAAUUUUACCUGUGAAACUGUUUCGUCACUGUCUUCUAGCAGUCCUAUAACACCAACAGACUUGAAUAAUUCUUGGUCUGGAAUACAAAGCUAUACUACUGGUUUGUCCACUGAAAGAAGCUCAAUUUACUCUUGGAGGGAUGAUGAAUUUGACAAAGCUAAUACACAAAGAAUGAAUCAGUCAUUCUGGGAUGUGGAUGAAAUGUUGUUUGAAGGAAAAGUGAGUUCUCAAACCCAGAGUCUGCAGGCAGAAUGUAAAGAGUGGACCAAACGGUCUCUUCAUCUAAGGAUUUUAGGAAAACAGCUCCUUUUUCCUAGAGAUGAAGGCUUUCAGCAUUUUCAGAGCCAAACGACUUGCUCGGUGUACACCAAAUCUUUACUUGGCUUCUGUGAAAGCACUAGCAACACAAAAGAGCUGUGCAUUUUGGGAUCUAAAUUAGUCCCAGUAGCAUCCCCAGUACACAAAUCAUUAGACUGUGGUUCCCCAAGGAUUUCUGUUUCUGACUCAUCUGAGUAUUCAUUCCUGGAAGAAGAAAUCUAUGAGGUUGAUGGAAAAAUUGAAGAGUAUCUUGCUUUUGACAACAAGGAGCUUGAUGAUGAGACUUUGGAAAAAAAGAAAGCCCAGCUUGCUCGAAAGAGGAAUAAACGUGGCAUUCCUCCUGUUUCUCCCAAUGCCUGUAUCAAAGAUGCAGUGGCUGCUGAAGUGUUUGAUGGUGUCUGGAGCAAUAUAGUUGAAAUAUUGGAGGAGCUGAUUAGAAAGAACUGGGAAACUGCUAUCACAGAGAAUGAUAAGCAGAUGGAGAAAUUGAAAGUUAUUACAAGUAAAUUGCCACAUCUACUAGUCUCCCAUAUUACAGCAGAUACAGCAAGCGUCCCCCCAUCAAGAGGCUCUGAGGCACGAAGCACAUCUUUUGGUUCACAUUUUGUUCCAUCUCAGGUUUACCGUUUCUCCAGCAAUGUUUAUAGUGAUUUGAAUGGCGUCAUGACAAUUCAAGCUAAACCACUCCAACAGAGGCAUGCAAGCUUGGCAGACAAAAUACAGAAUGAGCAAGAAGACAAACAACGUAGCAUAGGCUCCAGUCUUCUCAACUCAGGGCGGAAUCGGCGGGGGCGAAUUACUGAUAACAGUAUUCUCUCAUCAUCUCGGGUACUGCUGGCAUCUUCUAGGAAAAUGCCAACCCAUCGUAGGCUACCAUCUCUCACUUCAGACCCGCUAUGUUCAAAGACUCCUAGUGUGUACAGCGAUGAAGUUCUUAGGGGAACUAAACUGUAUACUGGCUUAGCUCGCUUGUCCUCUCCACUUGUACAUACAGCCCGGAACAAGUUACCACCAAUAAACACAGAGGCUGUUGAACAGUAUCUUUCAGUACCCGGAUCACGGCAAGGCUUUCAUAGAGGGCGAUAUCCUCAUAGUAGAGUGUCAAGCGCAGUACCUGACAGUGCAGAGCGACGACCACUUAGAGAGCGAACUGUCCUCAUUGAUCAGUUUUCAAGACCCAACACAACUCACACAUUCAGGUCAGACACCCCUCAGAAAAGGUCAUUGACGCCCAUGGAUUUUGCAAACAAUACAUGGACAGGUCAAGGCUUUUUAACAGAUUUCUUUAAACAAAUAGUAACCAACUUAGAAGAAUACAGGAAUCUACCCCUGCUAAAACUUUGGAUAGGACCAUUGCCUUUUGUGAUUUUAUAUCAUCCAGAUGCUGUGGAGGUUGUUCUAAACAGUUCAAAGCACAUAGAAAAAUCUUUUCCGUACAAGUUUCUACAUCCAUGGCUUGGCACAGGACUUCUAACAAGCACUGGAGAUAAGUGGCGUUCCAGAAGGAAAAUGAUAACUCCCACGUUCCACUUCACAAUCUUAGCUGAUUUUCUAGAAGUUAUGAACGAACAAGCCAGUAUUUUGGUUGAUAAACUUGAAAAGCAUGUUGACAAAGAGCCCUUUGAUUGCUUUCUAGACAUCACGCUCUGUGCCCUGGAUAUAAUCUGUGAAACUGCGAUGGGCAAGAAUGUUGGUGCGCAGAACAAUAGAGAUUCUGAAUAUGUCCGUGCUAUUUAUAAGAUGAGUGACCUCAUUCAUCAUAGACAGAAGUCUCCUUGGCUUUGGUCUAACUUGAUGUACCCUAUGUUCCAAGAAGAGGAACAUAAUAGAAGCCUCAAGAUCCUUCACAGUUUUACUGACAACGUUAUUGCAGAAAAAGCCCAUGAAAUAGAGAAGCACACACAACAGAAAGAUGACUUUGAUGACAACUGCGAACAAAGUGGGCCCAAAAGGAGAAGAGCUUUUCUUGAUAUGCUUCUCAGUACAACUGAUGAUGAAGGGAACAAACUGAGCUACAUGGAUAUUCGAGAGGAAGUGGAUACUUUCAUGUUUGAGGGGCAUGAUACAACAGCUGCUGCUAUGAACUGGGCCAUCUACUUACUUGGAUGCCAUCCUGAAGCCCAGAAGAAAGUUCACAGAGAACUGGAUGAAGUGUUUGGGAACUCUGAGCGGCCUGUCACAAUGGAGGACCUGAAGAAGCUCCGAUAUCUUGAAUGUGUUGUUAAAGAAGCCCUUCGUCUCUUUCCUUCUGUUCCAUUCUUUGCCCGCACCACAAGUGAAGAUUGCCAUAUUAGAGGAUUUAAGAUACCAAAAGCAACAGAGGUAGUUGUGGUUCCUUAUGUACUGCACAGAGAACCGGAGAUUUUCCCAGACCCAGAAGAAUUUAGGCCUGAGCGAUUCUUCCCUGAGAAUUCUAAGGGAAGGCACCCAUAUGCAUAUGUGCCCUUCUCUGCUGGACCCAGAAACUGUAUUGGCCAGCGCUUUGCACAGAUGGAAGAGAAAGCUGUUCUAGCCAUCAUCCUACGACACUUUUGGGUGGAAACAAGUCAAAAACGAGAAGGGCUUGGCCUUGUGGGAGAACUAAUACUUCGCCCAAAUAAGGGCAUCUGGAUCCAACUGAAGAGAAGAGAGUGUGUGUCAGAAGAAGAAAUCUCACAAGGAUUUUAGAUCCUAAAACC